AUGAUUUCUAUUGCGAACGAAUUGUCAAAGUAUGGUCAUAAUAACUAUUUUAUACUAAACAAAAAACUCACUAAAACUUUCCAAAACGAACAGAACAUAAAUAUACUUCCAAUGGAUGAGAUCCCAGAAAUUGAAGAAAUUCGCACUGGUUCAGAGAAACAAGAAACAAGAAGAUUAUACAUGAUGAAAAACGCCUUAACUUUAUUCCCUGUAGUGUGCGAGAGAAUGUUAACGGAUGAAAAAUGGAUAGAAUCAUUGCGAGCCGUCAAUGCCAGUUUAGCUGUGAUCAAUGGAAUAUUCAUAACAAAUUGUCUUACAACAAUUGCCUAUGAAUUAUCAAUUCCGUUUGUUCUCACGGCAUCUGAGAUAUUUCCUAGUCUUCAUCGUAUUCCAUGGAACCCCAGUGUUUUUCCAAGCAGCUUCUUCUCAUCCUCCGAUAAGAUGACAUAUUCGGAAAAGUUAAUAAGUACUUUGGCUGCUAUUGUAGACUACACUAUUCCUCCUAUUGGAGCGCCUAUACACAGUGUCAAAACAUACGCUAAAGACAAACCUGAUAUUUCAUUCACAGAUUUACUACAUCAGGCACAGUUUUUUCUUAUUGAAAAAGAUGUACUUCUAGAUUAUCCACUACCACAACUUCCAAAUGUAAGAUACGUUGGUGGUCUGGCUACAAAACGCUCAUUGCCUUUGAAGGGAGAAUUAGUGAAAUUCAUAAAUGCGUCUAAGAAUGGAAUAGUCGUGGUGUCAUUUGGCAGUAAUAUCAAUGAUUUCCCUGCUGUUCAAUUAAAGAAACUACAAAGUGCAUUGAAACAAAUAAAAUAUGAUGUUGUGUGGAGACAGAAGAAAACAUCAUUUUCUCAUAAGAAUAUUUAUAUCAGUGAUUGGGUACCACAAAAUGAUCUGCUUGGCCAUCCUAAAACAAAAUUAUUUGUUACUCAUUGUGGAAAUAGCGGUCAGUUUGAAGCUUUGUUCCAUGGUGUACCAAUGCUGGGAAUACCUAUAUUUGCAGACCAAUUUUAUAACUCUCGCAGAAUGACCGAGAAAGGAUACGGAUUGUCUCUAGAUAUAGAGAACUUCACUCCGGAGGAAUUAAUAGAGAAAAUAAAUGAACUAAUUGAAAAUAAAACAUAUUCUGAGAAAAUUAAAAGAGCUAGUGAAAUAUUUCAUUCUCGGCCCGAAUAUCCAGCGAAGAAAUCAGCCCGCCAUAUUGAUCACAUCUUGAAAUAUGGUGGAGAAUAUCUAAAAUCUCCAUGUCAAGAGAGUCGAUUAAUUCUGAAGAAUGAGAAAUGUAUCGAAUCACUGCGAGCGGUUAAUGCCAGUUUAGCUGUUAUUAAUGGACUAUUGGCAGCAAAUUGUCUUACAAUAAUAGCAUAUCAGUUGUCAGAUAUAGAGAACUUUACCCCAGAGAAACUAAUAGAGAAAAUAAAUGAACUGACUGAAACUAAAAGAUUCUUAGAAAAUUAA
Octopus sinensis (East Asian common octopus) is the source of this 1464-nucleotide messenger RNA. Its product is annotated as UDP-glucuronosyltransferase 2A1-like. The record is from RefSeq and is a predicted model, not a curated record. Gene Ontology annotation, molecular function: UDP-glycosyltransferase activity. NCBI's taxonomy places the organism in Eukaryota, Metazoa, Mollusca, Cephalopoda, Octopoda, Octopodidae. The transcript has 2 exons. The coding region runs from base 1 to 1464 and encodes 487 amino acids.